This is a messenger RNA of Dictyostelium discoideum AX4, 975 nucleotides long. RefSeq names its product serine racemase (gene srr). Gene Ontology annotation, molecular function: L-serine ammonia-lyase activity; ammonia-lyase activity; D-serine ammonia-lyase activity. The transcript is spliced from 3 exons. NCBI's taxonomy places the organism in Eukaryota, Evosea, Eumycetozoa, Dictyosteliales, Dictyosteliaceae. Bases 1 to 975 code for a protein of 324 amino acids. The record is from RefSeq and is a predicted model, not a curated record.
AUGGAACCCAUGGCAACAGUAACACUUAAAGAUAUUAAAGAAGCACAUAAAAGAAUUGAAAAAUAUAUACAUAAAACACCUGUACUCACAAACUCUACAAUCAAUGAGUUAGCAGGUAAAGAGUUAUAUUUUAAAUGUGAAAAUUUACAAAAAACAGGAAGUUUUAAAAUGCGUGGUGCAUGUAAUGCAAUUUUUUCAUUAGAUGAAGAAGAGUUAAGUAAAGGUGUUGUAACUCAUAGUAGUGGUAAUCAUGGUCAAGCAUUAUCAUAUGCAUCAAAAGUUAGAUGUGUAAAAUGUUAUGUAGUUGUACCAGAGGAUGCACCAUCAGUUAAAUUGAAUGCUAUUUGUGGAUAUGGAGCAACUGUUACAAAAUGUAAAGCAACAUUGGAAGCAAGAGAAUCAAAUACUAAACAAUUAAUUGAACAACAUUCUUGUAAGUUAAUUCAUCCAUUCGAUAAUUUACAAGUUAUCGCAGGUCAAGGUACAGCAUCAUUAGAAUUAAUGGAACAAGUUGAGAAUUUAGAUGCAAUCAUUACGCCAGUUGGUGGUGGUGGUUUGUUAUCUGGUACUUGUAUCACUGCAAAAUCAUUAAAUCCAAAUAUUAAAGUAUUUGCUGCUGAACCAUUAGGUGCUGAUGAUACUUAUCGUUCACUGUUAUCUGGUGAAAUUCAAAAACAUACCCCUGGUAAACCAAAUACAAUCGCCGAUGGUUUAUUAACCACUGUUGGUUCUCUCACUUUUCCAAUCAUUAAAGAAAAUUGUGAUGGUGUCAUUCUUGUAACUGAAGAUGAAAUUAAAUAUGCAAUGAAAUUGGUUUGGGAAAGAAUGAAAAUAAUUAUUGAACCUUCAUCUGCAACAACAUUGGCUGCAAUUUUAAAACAAGAGUUUAAAGAUAAAAAAGAUAUUAAAAAAGUAGGUAUUAUAAUUUCUGGAGGUAAUGUAGAUUUAAGUUCAAUUUCAAAGAUUUUAAAUUAA